Messenger RNA from Gadus macrocephalus (Pacific cod), 4655 nucleotides. Its product is annotated as P2Y purinoceptor 3. Gene Ontology annotation, cellular component: plasma membrane. Lineage: Eukaryota; Metazoa; Chordata; Actinopteri; Gadiformes; Gadidae. Bases 1864 to 2973 code for a protein of 369 amino acids. The record is from RefSeq and is a predicted model, not a curated record. Gene Ontology annotation, molecular function: G protein-coupled ADP receptor activity; G protein-coupled UTP receptor activity; G protein-coupled UDP receptor activity. Gene Ontology annotation, biological process: cellular response to pyrimidine ribonucleotide; phospholipase C-activating G protein-coupled receptor signaling pathway. The transcript has 3 exons.
CUAGCCAAUAACAUGGAAGCCAUUUGGGCUGUUACAUUGCUCUGGGCAAGUUCUAUACACGAUUAUCAACAAAAAAAAGUGUCUGGAGGGCUUAUUUUAUGGGUCCUCAUGCUGAAAAAGUCUCUGGGUUAAAUUUUCGCCAGAAUUACACUUUAAGUCAUAUAAUCUAGUUUGGCCAUGCGGUUCAGCCAAGUCUUUCUAUUUACGGUGCAGCCGUAGUUUAUGGUCUUAUUUCACCACGCUGCUGGUCUUGGCGGAUAUUAUCAAUCACAAGUUCAUGGUUGUCAUGUUUUCUAUUUCGUUAAGUGGCAGUGAGAUAUUACUUAGACUUUUUUCAGGUUUGCGUUUGUCUCCAGAUGUAUUCGUAUUUCUGGGAUGAAAAUGCCUGCUGAGUUAACAGCCAUCAAAUCAAUUUUCACAUUCAAUAUGACACAUUGCCAGUUGUAUUGUUGUGUGUGUGUGUGUGUGUGUGUGUGUGUGUGUGUGUGUGUGUGUGUGUGUGUGUGUGUGUGUGUGUGUGUGUGUGUGUGUGUGUGUGUGUGUGUGUGUGUGUGUAUCCGUGUUCAAUGUCAGUGUCUGUGGAUGCAAAUGGAUACCAUUGUUCUGUGUGUUUUUACUUGUUAUUAUGUGCACUGAUUUCCAAUAGAAGGCAUAUUUUUAUGUGUUAUUUUUCUCAGUAGAGACAGAGUGGAGUAAUAUUUCCAGGCAUCGUUGAUAAAAUUACACAGAAAAGGAUAACUCACCGUUCAGAGUUUCUUUGCUUUUAGAAUUUUUUUCUAUUUGCUUAUAGAUCCUGUUCCGGAUGUGAACAGGAUGUGUGUGUGUGUGUGUGUGUGUGUGUGUGUGUGUGUGUGUGUGUGUGUGUGUGUGUGUGUGUGUGUGUGUGUGUGUGUGUGUGUGUGUGUGUGUGUGUGUGUGUGUGUGUGUGUGUGUGUGUGUGUGUGUGUGUGUGUGUGUGUGUGUGAGUGAGACAGAAAUACAAUCUGUCUCUACAAUCAGUGUUCUUGGGUGCAUGUGUCUGUGUGUAUUAAUGUAUAAGUGUGUGCAUGCGUGUGACGAGGUCCUACAGGGGAUGGGUAAGAUAUCAAAAUGUCGCCAUUACGCCAUACCAUUCUUUUCAUGAAUAGCUCAAACCAGCUAGACCAAAAACAAUUGAGAUGGAUCAAGCACCUCUUCUGGUUUUGAUUCCAUGGAUCUCUCUCACUUGGUGAAGUUAGGCAGUAGGCCAUCUAGCUGUGUGUAACCUAGGUGUAACCAACCACAGUCUGGCAGGGAUCGGGAAACGACGUGUUCAAACAGUGUCCUGUCUCCUAACGUUACAUCCCGGCGUGCCUAGUCCCCUGCAGGGAUUUUCAAGCCGAGAAUGAAGUGUUUACACCCAUGUUUGACCUGCAUGAUUGAAUUCUAACUCCACACGGGCGUAUUGCUGUUCACCGGUCUAGACCGCGGUGCAACCUAUUAUGGUUAACGUAGGAUUUUAGGUUUUGUUACAUUCCAAGAUAUUGUAGGUAUGUAUCUGAUUUCUGACAUCCUGGAAGUGGAACAGUGUGUUCACAGAAGGUAAAUACUCCAAAGAAGAGCUGUGUCUAUUAUAUCUGUUAUGUUGUGCAAUAUUGCUGCUCAUCAUGCGUUAUUUAUAGGCUGGGGACACUUUCCGUACUUACUGUUGGAGAGCCCAGUGCCUGUGUGAGAGUAUGUCUGUGUGAGUCAUGUGUGUUGGAGAUGGGUUAACACUUAUAUCUGGUAACCUUACUACUCAGUGGAAGAGAGCUGCACCAGGGGAAUCAGCCAAAUGGAAGAGCACUCGCCUAGCAUGGGAUCAAUGGCAGCAUUUUCCAUAUUGAGAAUGUGAAAGGAACCACCAUGCCCACCACCACACACCUAUCCACGGAGUCCUCCUUCCUGGGUCUCCUUCCCUUCUCCAGCUUCUACCUGGGUCUGGAGCUGGAGCCCACAGUGGCCUCAGCGUUGGAGGGGCUGACGUUGGUCGACAGCAACGUCAGCCGGCCGAGCAGCCCGCGGUGCACCUACAAGGAGGACUUCAAGCGCAUCCUUCUUCCUGCCGUCUACAGCCUCGUCUUCCUCAUCGGCCUGCCUCUGAACUCGGCCGUCGUUCUGAAGAUAUGGAGGCUGCGCCCCAACCUGUCACGCAACAACAUCUACAUGCUCAACCUGGCCAUGGCAGACUUCCUGUACGUGAUGUCACUUCCUCUGCUGAUAUACAACUAUGCCAGCCAUGACUAUUGGCCCUUUGGUGAGCUUGCCUGCAAAAUGGUGCGCUUCCAGUUCUACAGCAACAUGCACGGGAGCAUCUUCUUCCUCACCUGCAUCAGCCUGCAGAGGUACGUGGGCAUCUGCCACCCCCUGGCCAGCUGGCACAAGGAGGGCGGCCGGCGGCUGGCCUGGAUCGUCUGCUUCGGGGUGUGGCUGGUGGUGGCCCUCCUCUGCGCCCCCACCUUCCACUUCGCCGCCACGGGCACCCAGAGGAACCGCACCGUGUGCUACGACAUGAGCCGGCCCGACCGCUCCCUCGACUACUACCCCUACGGCAUGGCGCUCACCUGCCUGGGCUUCGCGCUGCCCUUCCUGGCCGUGACGGCGUGCUACUGCCGCAUGGCCCGGCUCCUCUGCCGGCCCGCCGCCUACCAGGGCGUGUCGGGGGCGGCGGCGGCGAGCGAGAAGCGGGACAAGGCGGUGCGCAUGAUCGUGGUGGUGGUGGUGGUGUUCGCCGUCAGCUUCCUGCCCUUCCACCUCACCAAGACACUGUACCUGCUGGUGCGCACGCUGCCCGGCGCGCCCUGCGCCACGCGCAACCUCUUCUCCGUGGUGUACAAGUGCACGCGGCCCUUCGCCAGCAUGAACAGCGUGCUGGACCCCAUCCUCUUCUACUUCACCCAGCCGCGCUACCGCCAGAGCACCCGCCGGCUGCUGCGCAGGGUCACCAUGCUCAAGGACAAGGGCACCAGCGUGUGACUGUGUCCAGUGCGGUCCGAUCCCAGAACCAGGGACAGUUUAGCACCGCUCCUUCAACCACGCCGUGACCCAGGUGGUAUGGAGUUCUGCGUAUGGCUGGUAUUCUGCCAGGGCUAGGGGGAAAUAUAUGGAAGAUCUGAACACCAUGAUGAUAUAAGAAGGGAGAUUUAAAUGAUCAAUAUAUGUAUAACGUUAGAUGCAGGCAUGGACUGCCACUUCCGUGUUCUGACCACCAGAGGGCGUAUUUGUUCCUUGGCGCUGUAGUACAACUACAUACCUGACCCGCUAUUUCUAAAUUGGAAGCCUCUGGUGGUCAUGGUUGAGUUGAAUUGAUACCAACCUGACUUGUUUUUGUCUGAUGCAGUCGGAUGCAUCCCUUGAUUUUAAUGUGAACAAAAAACGUGUGUGAAUAUGUGACUGAAAUCUAGACUGCUUAGAAGGGAAGGAGAUGGGGGUUUGAGUUUAGGCUGACCCCUGUGGUUUUCCUCUUCCUGUGUGUGUGUGUGUGUGUGUGUGUGUGUGUGUGUGUGUGUGUGUGUGUGUGUGUGUGUGUGUGUGUGUGUGUGUGUGUGUGUGUGUGUGUGUGUGUGUGUGUGUGUGUGUGUGUGUGUGAGAGAGACCUUCCCAUGAAACAGAAGUUUCCUUCCUCCUGUUUGUGUACAUGUUGUUCAUACUGACAGAAUGGAAAGACGCACUGCGCUUUUGAAAGAGAUUUUUAGGUUAUAAACCAUGAGGUUUCGCUAUGAAUACGUUUUCCAACCUUGCAUAUGAGAUAUAUUCUGGUUCUCUCACAAUCAAUGACAAUGCUGCAGUCAAAUGCCAUGCUUGUAGAAAAAUGCUCCCGAGCCUAAGAGAAUAAAAAAGUUGUCCUGUUUUAUAUUAUCUUGCAUGAGAUGCAAAGUUAAUGAAUAUGAAAGUAGGGAUUAUGUUUUAUGGCUUCAGCCAAUGACUAGGCUCACAUGCAAAGGUUCUCCAAACCCCAAUAUCCAAAGUCUAUCAAAAAUGUUAUGCAUCUAAAAAAUUAAACACUGCAUGUAACUUUGGAUACAAGUGUCAGUUAAAUAAUAAAUAUCUCUUGGAUCAGGAACUGAACUAACCUUAAGACAAGUUAUCACUAAAACAGGAUGGUUCACCCAUAGAUCCAAAAAAACAUGCCAAAAGAUGUAUCUACUACUUAUAAAUAUAUAUAUUUAUAGAUAUAACCGCAUGUUUACUAAACCAAAAUAAUAUACCUUAUACAGUCGGGCAGCUUCCAAUAUAAGGCAUGAGAAUCAGAAUAUUUAAUAUAUAUAUUUAUUUCAUAAAUACUGUGAAUGUGUGGGAUUCCUCGAACGCAUUACAGUGAUUAAGAAUGCUGUCAGAUUGAAAGACUGUGUGUGUGUGUGUGUGUGUGUGUGUGUGUGUGUGUGUGUGUGUGUGGGGGUGCUUGCGUGUGCACCAUUCCAGCCACAUUUAGAGUUUCUAUAUAAGAGUAUUAUUCUUUUCAGAUAUUAUAUUUUUGUAACGAUUCAGAAUAAAAUAUAAUGACAACAUAUUUUUUAGGUUCUAGUUUGAUUUGUACAUUACUAAUGAGUAGCUGUAAUAUCCAAAAUGUAUGUUUUUUUAUGUAGAUUUAAAUAGACACCAGAAUUCAUGUUCUCUGUGUCCCUUACUUUCAUUAAAGAAAAUGCAUACUAAAUGUA